Messenger RNA from Lotus japonicus, 1057 nucleotides. RefSeq lists its product as uncharacterized. The record is from RefSeq and is a predicted model, not a curated record. Lineage: Eukaryota; Viridiplantae; Streptophyta; Magnoliopsida; Fabales; Fabaceae. Gene Ontology annotation, molecular function: protein binding. The coding region runs from base 104 to 757 and encodes 217 amino acids. The transcript is spliced from 7 exons.
UCCAAGACCACAUAAAUACUAUGCUACUUGAAAGUCGAAACAACGAAUUUCAAUUUGAAGCGGGAUACUGAAUUGGAAUCGGAUACGCAGAGGAGCACGGUGAAUGAUGGAUGAACCCGAAGAACUCGAGCCCUUGUUUGAUUACAGUCGCGUGCAACCCCUCAACAAUUUCGUCUGUCUCGACGCAGAUGACGAAGAUGAGGAUGUGACUUGUGCUGCUAAGAAGAGGAAGAGUUCUAAGCCUGUUGAGAAUGAGAAGAAGGAAACCAAUGUGAAAGGGGUGGAAGUUGUGGACAUUGAGGAUGAUGAUUGGUUGCCUCCCCCGCCGAAAGUCGUCAGUAAAGCUCAGAGAUCCAUUGAUGAGGAUUCAAUUGUCAAGAAAUUGAGAUUGAAGAAGCAGGAGCUUGUUUCUUUUGCUGAAUCAGCUGAAGAUUUGUUAAAGAGUGUUGAGGAGUCUGCAAAUUUGGAAAGUAGUAAUUCAUGUGAGUCUUCCACGGACAGUGUAAGUGACAAAGCUCAAAAACCUUCUGAAAGAGCAAAGAUUCUCAUCUCUGUCCAAGACAAGGAUGGAACAAAGCAGAUUCGUAUGUUCAUGGAUGAUACAUUUGAAAGGAUUGUUAAAACGUAUGCUGAGAAAAUAAAGUGUGACCUGAAACAGAUUGUAUUGUCCUUUGAUGGUGAUAAAAUAAGUCUGUCUGAAACCCCUGCUAGCCUUGGGAUGGAAGAUGAUGAUAUAAUUGAAGUUCAUGUGAAGUGAAGUUGAUCUAGGUUACCUUUUUGAUUCAGGUGAAGACCAUGGAGCUCAAACUGACAUUCUGCAGCCUUGUUUUGUUGUCACCUUACCAAAGUAUACUAUUUGUUAUAUCGUUAGUAGGUGAAAAACAAUGAUUUUGUUUGAUAUAUUCGCAAUAUCAAGCCUAAUUGUACAGCACAUGAGCUCAUAUUUUGACGAAACUGUCUCAGAACACUUUCUUGGUAGAAAUCUUUGGUGUGUGGUAUAGGUUUGUGAAUGUACAGAAACCAUCCUAUUGUUGAUUUGGAUUACUUUUUGAAUUCA